Asterias rubens (European starfish) is the source of this 1806-nucleotide messenger RNA. RefSeq names its product rab-like protein 2A. The coding region runs from base 4 to 708 and encodes 234 amino acids. Gene Ontology annotation, cellular component: endosome; Golgi apparatus. The record is from RefSeq and is a predicted model, not a curated record. The transcript has 8 exons. Lineage: Eukaryota; Metazoa; Echinodermata; Asteroidea; Forcipulatida; Asteriidae. Gene Ontology annotation, molecular function: GTPase activity; GTP binding.
AGCAUGACUGACGCCGUCGGGCCAGAAACGGACGAGAAAACGAAUGAAAACACGUUGAAAAUUAUUUGCCUCGGUGAUUCAGCUGUGGGAAAGUCAAAAUUGGUGGAAAGAUUUCUUAUGGAUGGAUACCAACCACAACAACUAUCAACAUUUGCACUGACGCUUUUUAGGUACAACACUAAAGUUGGCGGUAAAGAAGUCUCUGUUGAUUUCUGGGAUACGGCAGGGCAAGAGAGGUUUAGUAGCAUGCACCCUUCAUAUUACCAUCAAGCCCAUGCAUGCAUCAUGGUUUUCGAUGUAACUAGGAAAGUAACGUACAAGAAUCUACCGCAAUGGUACAAAGAGCUCAGGAACUACAGACCUGAGAUUCCAUGUUUACUUGCAGCUAAUAAGAUAGAUGUUGACUACAAGAUAACCCAGAAGAACUUCAACUUUGCCAACAAGCAUAAUCUACCGUUUUACUACGUCUCGGCAGCAGAUGGCACAAAUGUAGUCAAGCUUUUCCGAGAAGCGAUCAAGUCUGCAGCAUCUUACAAGGAAAACUCCACUGACUUCAUGGAUGAAGUGAUGCGAGAGUUAGAGAAUUUUGAUGAUUUGAAGUUAUCACCAGACAGUGGGCUCGACUCGGCCAACAACUCAGAGGGAAAAGAAGGUGAGAAAGACACUAGCCAAACAUCAACACCAGAGGGCGCCACAGGAUCAUCAUGACAACAGUCACAUCUCUUAGGACCGGGCUAACUAUUGUACAAAGUGUUAUUUAAGUGGGAUUAGUUAUGACAGUCAGAUAGCUUCUUUUUUGAGCCGUCUGUCUGAGGUGUGGAUGAAGAUUCCAAAGCUUUCAUCAAUGAUUUAGAACAGUACAGUUUUUCUCACCGGUUGACAAACUUAUCAAAACGUCACUUGUAAGCAAUGGUUGGUAUCUAAUUCAAAAUUAACACACCAACCUGGAGAAUUAAUUUAUUGUAAGUACCAUCCUCAUGUACAUCCCUACAAUAGGCUAUUAAUACUUAGUAGGAAACCAGCUUUCAUGUCACCAGUUAUCACUGAAGGUAGGUAGGCUUGGUACGUCACAUUCUAAUAGGUAUUAGAAAACAAUUACAGCACUAACACAAGAAUUAAUUGCGAAGCUUGUGAUGAAGGAGACACCAUCUUAAUGAUGGACCGUGUUGGACCUGAGUGGUUGUAUAAAUCUUGGCAAUAAAUUAAAAACUCUUCUGAAUGCUUGCAUAGGCAAUACACUUAUACCGCUGUUUAUUUUAUCAGAACAUAAAUGCUGCUUUUAAAGCUCAGUUUUGUGUUUCUGUUCAAUGUUAUGUAUUGCAAGCACAUGUUUAUAAGAACCCGGUGAGGAUGAUGCCAAGUUGUUGUUGGUGGGUUUUUUGGGGGGUUGGGGGGGGGGGGGGGUUUCGGUAGUGGCCCAAAACAGUAAAAAAUAUGGACCAUUACUUCAAUGGGCCAAUUGCUAGUAAUAAGAACAGGUACCAUGAUCAAUGCCAGCUGAUUGCCGUAUUGUUAUUGUCAAGGUACCUGACUGCACUUAUCAAGCAUUCCAAAACAAAGGUUGCCAAUUUUAAAAUUGCUUGGAGCCUGUGACCAAAUUGUUGGUGGCUAGAAUCAAUUGUAAUCAUUAUUGUAGAUAGCCUAAAUAGGUAUAGUCACUCGUGUCACUAUCACUCUUCUGCCCAUUCUCUAUUUUAGUAGCUUUAAUGCUUAGCAAGGUUAAAAUGUAGGAAAUAUUUAAAGACAGUGGACACUAUUGGUAAUUACUCAAAAUAAUAAUUGGCAUAAAACCUUACUAGGUAACGA